Molecule: messenger RNA, 1990 nt
Organism: Morone saxatilis (striped sea-bass)
Lineage: Eukaryota; Metazoa; Chordata; Actinopteri; Moronidae
Gene: rspo3
Product: R-spondin 3
Exons: 6
Coding region: 325-1308 (327 amino acids)
Source: RefSeq, a predicted model, not a curated record
UUUUGGCGUGUUUGUUUGUUUUUUGAUUUUUGGAGGGAAUGUUCUUCAUCACAGCACGGAUAACGGAUCCCUGACUCAGUCUGGCUUUCUUGGCACAUAUGAAGAUCCUAUCCAGGAUGUUACAGUCUAAGCGGCCCAGGCAUCAUUGGGCCACCGUACACUACCAUCACCACAUAUCACCACAUAGCUGGGGGUCCUGCUGUGUCUAGGAAUUAUCUACCCUCCUCACUCUGCCUCUGUCUGGGGGAAAAAAACGGAAUCUUAUCCAAUAAGUGAUUUGGUGAACAUUGACAUUGGCUUUACGAGUCUCAUCUCUGGGCUACUAUGCAAUUACAACUGAUCUCCUUUGUUUGGAUCAUCUUGCACUGCAUGGAUUACACUGGUUGUCAGCAGCACAGCAGCUCCAGGCACCGGCCACAUAAACAGAUCUCUGGUGUGAGCUCAGGGUGCCAGCAGGGUGGCUGUCUGACCUGCUCUGACUACAAUGGCUGCCUGUCCUGCAAGCCGCGCUUGUUCAUGCAUUUGGAGAGGAUUGGGAUGAAGCAGAUCGGGGUGUGCAUGACUUCCUGUCCUCUGGGCUUUUAUGGCACGCGCUCCCCAGAAAGAAACAUCUGCACAAAGUGCAGGUCGGAGUGUGACUCCUGCUUCAACAAGAACUUUUGCACACGCUGCCGAGCAGGAUUCUACCUUCACCUGGGCAAGUGCCAGGAGAACUGCCCUGAAGGACUGGUCCACAGCGACACACAGAGGGAGUGUGUUCUUAAGUGCCCUGCAGAGUGUGAGUCGUGUGAGAACAGUGAGACAUGUACGCGGUGCCGGCCAGGCCUGUACCAACUCAGUGGGAGAUGCCACGAAGUCUGUCCAGAGGACUACGAGCCCAGUGACAACCUCAUGGAGUGCACAGAAAAAGUGCACUGCAUAGUGGGUGAGUGGAGUGAGUGGAGCCCAUGCCCUCGGCCUGCUAGAACCUGCGGGUUCAAGCGGGGCCAGGAGACCCGCACACGACAGAUUCUCCAGCAACCAUCAACCCAUGGCAACCCCUGCCCAGAUAUCUCAGAGAUCAAAAAGUGCCCGGUCAAGCGGAAGAAAUGUCAAGGAGGACGGAGAAGGAAUGAGCGAAGGAGGAAUCGCAACAACCGCAAGGAUAAGGAGAACCAAGAGGGGCGACAGGAGAGGAAGAGAGAGAGGGAGAGGGAGAGAGACACAGGUGAACGUGAAGACUCUGAUAACAGGAACAAAACGGAGCACAGGCAUCGCAGAGGCCAUGAAACAGAACCAGUUUCCCCUGAAGUCGGCCUUGUGCAGUAGUGCUCUGGAAAGACAAAGUCUAGCGCUUCCCCAUCCUCCUCCUGUUAUCAUCCCAUUCUUCCUUCUCCAAAACGCCGCUACCCGCACCCACUGUUCACCCCCCCCUCGACCCCUCUUUGCAGGGGUGUUGCUGCUACCUGUAUGAUUUGAAUAUAAUGUUUAUGCACAAGCGGGAUGGGGCACAUUCAGCCACAAGGCUUGGGCCACUAUGGACUUUAAAAAGGUUUUUUUUUUUGGUACCCCGUAGGCUCUACUCCUUCAUUUCCACCACUGAGUGUCUCUAUUGAAAAGUGCAGGAGACACUUCUGAGACUGCUGUUGGGACCGAAGAACAAAGUGAGAAUAUGUCUGACUGUGUGGAGGACUGGCAGGCAGACGGACAGACAGACAAAGACGUUAUAUUAUGUGCUUGUUGAUAUGGUUAUUUAAUGGGGCCCUGGUACAACAUUGCGCGUCUUGGUUUUUGAAUGUAGAUUUUGCAACAUUAUGUAGAACAAUUGUUUAUUAUUGUUGUUCCCGUUCUUUAGAUCUCUUUACUUUAUUUUAUUUGGUGCAGAAUUUGUAAAGAAAAAGUUAAAGUGAGUUUGCUAUUGCCAUCUUGUGACAUCUUCAUAAUCACUGCAAAUGACAGCUGUAGGAGAGCCUGCAUGCUGCGAAUCUAAGGAGUACGGUCAAAAACUGAA